CCGCCGUGAUGACGUCACUUGGAGACGGCUGCGUGGCCACGCCCAGUCCGUCCUGAGACCCGGCCUCUGCGCAGACGCCGUGCUUCUCCGGAAGAGGUCGGAGUGGGGUCCCACGGCAUCGCAGCGCGUGGGUCGCUGGACUUUGCCGAGUGGCCCGAGGCGGCGCAGGGGCGGGCCCCCUCAGCUUGUGCACCCAAUCAGAUGACAGCCUUGCAGAGCACUUCGCUGCACCUCCGCCGGCACUGGCCCGGGCUCUUCAGCCAAGCAGAAAGCUCAUAAGGCAGCUUUAACUAACGAUGACUUCCUUGUUCGCUCAAGAAAUUCGCCUUUCUAAAAGACAUGAAGAAAUAGUAUCACAAAGAUUAAAGUUACUUCAACAAAUGAAGAGUCAAGUUGGAGAUCAAAACAAGGAAAAGGCAUCUCAGAUUCAAGCAGCUGAGGCUGCUUUUAAAAGGAACCUUAGCCUUUUAAAGGAUAUAGAAGCCGCAGAAAAGUCUCUGCAGACCCGGAGUUGCCCACUUCCACCGCCUGAGUUGGUGUCUCUUGAGACUCUUUACUGGGCAUCAGUGGAAGAAUAUAUUCCCAAAUGGGAACAGUUUCUUUUAGGAAGAGCACCAUAUCCUAUUGGUGUUGAAAAUCAAAAUGAAGCAGAAAAUACCAUUCGGAACAAGGCACAGCGAUGACUUCUUCUCAUACUAGCUUAAAAAACGUGUUUAGUACAGCUGAAUAUUAAAGUAUUUGCAGGUUGUAGGAACCGAGUAUAUGCUUAUGCCCCAUCACUUCCUCAAUGAUAGUAAAGACAUGAGAGUCUACGGGCCAGUCUCAGAUUGUCCCUUAGAGACCCACUACUUUCUCAAGGUCAUGAAUUAGCUUUUGACCAAAUCCAUGCAAGUAUUAGAAACUAAUAUUGAAAGGUAGACUGUUUAUUAAAUAAAUUGCUAAAUUAGU
Messenger RNA from Eptesicus fuscus (big brown bat), 948 nucleotides. RefSeq names its product centrosomal protein 15 (gene CEP15). The record is from RefSeq and is a predicted model, not a curated record. Bases 297 to 683 code for a protein of 128 amino acids. NCBI's taxonomy places the organism in Eukaryota, Metazoa, Chordata, Mammalia, Chiroptera, Vespertilionidae. The transcript has 6 exons.